AUGCCCAUGGUACCAUUCGAAGAUGCACCGGGAUCUUUUCCGGAGGCGCUGCUAGGACCAUUCAUGAACCAGCCUACCCUUGUUCCGCCAAUAAAACAAGAGGACAACAUGGCCGGUGUAUCUAUAGAGGAGAUUGUAAGGUUAGUAGUGUCAGCGAUGAAGAAUUCUGGUAUAACGGAGGUUGAAAAGGAAAGCCCAGAGGAGAUCCUGCGGAGGAAGAGGCAGCAGAACAAUGAAGCCGCUGCUCGCUACCGUAAACGCCAGCGAGAGGCAAAAAAUCUAGCUGAAGGAGAGCUGGAGCAGCUUUUACGCCGAAACGAAAGUCUUCGUCGAACAGUGGAACGAAUGCAAAUUGAAAUCGCCGAACUGAAAAGGGCUGUGCUAGCACGGCCCAGCUAA
This is a messenger RNA of Ostertagia ostertagi, 399 nucleotides long. Lineage: Eukaryota; Metazoa; Nematoda; Chromadorea; Rhabditida; Trichostrongylidae. The record is from the annotation of a GenBank genome assembly.